This is a messenger RNA of Paramecium tetraurelia, 660 nucleotides long. RefSeq lists its product as uncharacterized. Gene Ontology annotation, biological process: regulation of DNA-templated transcription. The transcript is spliced from 3 exons. NCBI's taxonomy places the organism in Eukaryota, Ciliophora, Oligohymenophorea, Peniculida, Parameciidae. Gene Ontology annotation, molecular function: sequence-specific DNA binding; DNA-binding transcription factor activity. The record is from RefSeq and is a predicted model, not a curated record.
AUGGGGAAACCUAAAAUAUUAAUAAAAAAUUUGUAUGAAAUUUUACAGUCAGAAAAAUUUGAUUGUAUUAGAUGGACAGAUAAUGGAAGGGCUUUUAUAAUUGUUGAUCCUGAAGAAUUUUAGAAGUCAAUUAUGCCAGAAUAUUUUUAUUCAACACAAAUAAAGUCACUCUAUCGAUAACUAAAUUCCUAUGGGUUUAAGAUGAGGAGUUUAAAAAUUAAUUAAAAAAUGUUUUCACAUAAAUGGUUUAUCUAGGGAAAUAUAUCCUCUCUCUACAAGGUAGAAAGGCAGAGAACACGCAGCAUAGCCCAUCUAGACAAAGAAAAGGAUUCGAUUGCUAUUAUGAGGGAAGAAAUGAAACAGUUAAAAGAAGAAUUAGAAACCUUAUAAAUUCAAUAAAAUUCUAUACUAAAACAAAUUAGAAUUCAUUCAAUUAUAUAGACUUACAUCUGCAAAAACAUAAAAAAGAUUUGCGAUGAGCAAAAGAAGUUCAAUCUAGAAAGAGAAUAGGAAACAAAACUGGUAGUGUAUUUCACAUCAAUGUUCGAAAUAUUCAAAGGCUUCCAAUUUGAAAUAGCAUCUAAUAUAAUCCUGUAAUUAAAAGACAUAGGAGGACCCUAAACUCCUUCCUUUUCUCCAAUGAUAUUUCCAUAUGUGUGA